Oreochromis niloticus (Nile tilapia) is the source of this 2761-nucleotide messenger RNA. RefSeq names its product class I histocompatibility antigen, F10 alpha chain. The record is from RefSeq and is a predicted model, not a curated record. Gene Ontology annotation, biological process: immune response. The coding region runs from base 110 to 1291 and encodes 393 amino acids. Gene Ontology annotation, cellular component: external side of plasma membrane. Lineage: Eukaryota; Metazoa; Chordata; Actinopteri; Cichliformes; Cichlidae. The transcript has 10 exons.
CCUCCUUUUCUCCUAUUUUAGCUUUUAGCUCCUAGUUCUCCUCCUUUUCUCCUACUUUAGCUUUAGCUUUUUCUGGACGACUAAAACAUAAAGUCUGUUAAAGAUUUGCAUGUUUAUGGUCACAAUGAAGGUCAUCAUCUUCUUUCUUAUCCUGGGGAUACAGGGAGCAGCGGCAGUGACCCACUCUCUGAAGUAUUUCUACACUGCGUCCUCUCAAGUUCCAAACUUCCCAGAGUUUGUGACUGUUGGGAUGGUUGAUGAUGUUCAGAUUAAUUAUUAUGACAGCAACACGGAGAGAGAGGUGCCCAAACAGGACUGGGUGAACGAUGCAGUAGACCCACAGUUCUGGGAGAGGAACACUGAUAUCUCCAGGGGUUCCCAGCAGACGUUCAAAGCCAACAUUGAGAUUGCAAAGCAGCGCUUCAACCAAACGGGAGGUGUUCACAUUUUCCAGCAGAUGUACAGCUGUGAAUGGGAUGAUGAAACUGGUGAAGUGAACGGAUAUGAGCAGUUUGGUUAUGACGGAGAGGACUUUAUAGGCUUUGACCUGAAGACAGAGACGUGGGUUGCUCCUGUACAACAGGCUGUCAUCACCAAAUACAAGUGGGACAGUAACAGAUUUUACACCAGACAGGCAAAGAACUACCUCACCCAGAUUUGUCCUGAGUGGCUGAAGAAGUAUGUGAACUAUGGGAGGAGCUCUCUGAUGAAAACAGUUCUUCCCUCAGUGUCUCUCCUCCAGAAGACUCCGUCCUCUCCAGUCACCUGCCAUGCUACAGGUUUCUACCCUGACAGAGCUGAGAUGAUGUGGAAGAAAGAUGGAGAGGAGAUUCAUGAGGGUGUGGAGAUAGGAGAGAUCCUCACCAACAAUGAUGGGACCUUCCAGAUGAGUGUUAACCUGGAUCUGAGAUCUGUUCCAGCUGAAGACUGGAGGAGGUACGACUGUGUGUUUCAGUUCUCUGGUAUAAAUGAAAACGUCACCACCACACUGGAUAAAACAGCCAUCAGGACAAAUGAAGCCUCGACAGAAGUGCCCAACAUCACAAUCGGCCCCAGCUCCAGCCCCACUGCCGUCCCCAUCAGCGUACCCAUUGUCACUGCUGCUCUUGUUCUUGCUGUUGUUGCACUAAUCGGAUUCAUUAUUUACAAAAAGAAAACUGCUAAUUCUUCUGAACCUUACAUGAAGACGUCACCUGAAAAUGAUCCUGAAAGGAGCCCUUCAGAUUCAAAACCUUCUUCAGACAUAACCAUCAAAACUGAGCUGAUGACAAGUAAUUUUGACAAAGAGUGAAAUCUGGAACAAAGGAGACAGUUUGAACACUGGACUAACUUCACUUCAUGAGGAUUCUGCAUCAUUGAACUCCUGAGAAAACAUUUCUACUGUAAUGGAAGUGGACUUUUUUUAUUCCAGCCAGGACACAACUUGUGACUGAAACAUACACAAAAGACCUCAAACAACACAAAGGAACCAAUUUUUUACUUUUAUGUCAUAGAAAUAAAAAGAGAAUUACUAUUUUCUGUGAGAAAAGUUACUUUUUAGCCAAACUAACUUUAUUUAUAAAGUGCAUGAAAUUAUGAAAUUUCCCCUUGUGGGACUAAUAAAGGUAUAUCAAAUCAUAUCAUUAAAACAGGAAGUGCUGACCAAAAUACUUAACAUUAAGAACAGAAUUUUAAAAAAUUGAAUAAUUAAUUCAUUAAUAACAAAAACCACAAUGAUAAUAAUAAUAAUAAUAAUAAUAAUAAUAACAUAACAAUAACAUAAACAGAUACAAAUAAAACUACAUAAAUAAAAACACUGAAAAAUAAUAAAAAGAACAGUUUUAAUUUUUUAAGUAUAAUUUUAUACUGUUGGUCUUUUUUAUACAAUGAUGAGUAAGUAAAGAUGAUCCUGAAGAAGAAAAACUACAUCUGUAGGAAUUAUGUGUUUAUUUUCCUCAGUGUUGGGUCUGAGUGUGUUUUACCAUUAUUCAGUUUUAAUGCUGCUUUUGGCCAUUUUUUUUGCUACAGCAGUUCUGUUUGAUUUUAGUUUAACUCUGGAUGUCUUUCCUGACACAACCUCAAAGGGGAUUUUCACCCGGAAUUAAACCAACAACCUUUUGCUUACUAGGUCAGUAUGCUAACCACUACACCUUUGUAGGCAUCGUGAUUUAAGGUCAAUAAGUUGAAAAUAAUAGUUCUCUGAUUUGCUCUGCUUUGAAUUAACUGCAGAUCAGUUCAUUUACACUCACUUUACAAUCACUGUUUUUUUAAUGAGCAUCAACAUGAGAUGUCUUGAAAUAUUGAGUUUAAGAUUUAUAAAAGUUGUCAUAAAUAAUUUGUUGUAUCUUUAAUAAAAAUAUGAAUACGCUGAUUAAAGCCAUAAAUGAGGUAUUGCAAAGAAAAGCUGUACUCCAUUAUUGCCACAUCUAUGUUUUGUUCAAACCCUGGUACAUGUGACAGUGAUGAACAGUCAUGACUUUAAUGGUAACUGUAUUACGUAAAUACUACAGAGACAUGUAUGUGCAUAUUUUAUUACUGUUUGUUGUGUUAGACGGUUAAUGCUGCUAUCAAAGUUAUAAUGUGUGUGUGUGUGUGUGUCUCUGUGUGUGUGUGUGUGUGUGUGUGUGUACCUAAUGUGGUGUUUAUUGUAAAUGUUAUUUAUGUUGGAUGUUUCAGGUCAGCUGUGUUUUCAUUUAUGGAAUCAGGGAAAUGAGUCUUUGUUUUGUUAGACUACUGCACUGUCUCUACACUUGUACAUCUGAAUAAAUGUUUAACAUUGUGA